This is a messenger RNA of Laccaria bicolor S238N-H82, 150 nucleotides long. RefSeq lists its product as uncharacterized. Bases 1 to 150 code for a protein of 49 amino acids. The transcript has a single exon. Lineage: Eukaryota; Fungi; Basidiomycota; Agaricomycetes; Agaricales; Hydnangiaceae. The record is from RefSeq and is a predicted model, not a curated record.
AUGAGCAACUCGCCGCCAAGUAUUAUUCUAGUUUGUACCGAGAAUUCGCAUUGUGCGAUCUCAAGCAUUUCAAAUCCGGGAAUGUACGUCAAAUAUCAUUUAAAUAAGCCAUCUUCCUGGGCACUAUAUGCUAACCCAUCUGAGUCGUAG